UUGCAUUUUCGGCGAGUUUUCUAACUGCAAAUAUGUUGAUCUUUUCUUUAGCCUUCCUAAUCAGCACAAGGGGAUUUGUUUAGCGAAACGAAAUGCCUUUCCGAUUGCUAAGAAAAAAGGACAAGGCAAAAAUUAAAAGCACAAAAGAAAGACUAGUUCAUGGAAAGUACACGAAACGAGAAGACUCGACCGAGAUCUUGCAAGAGAAACUCAAGAAAAGUGUAUCUUCUCCAAAUCUUCCUGCAGAAUUCAAUGUCUCAACUAGCAUUUUACCAAAUGCUUCUGCACUUUGCCACAGCAAUGACGAUGCAACACAUCAGAAUGCAGGGAUAUUGAUGCUUGGACAUGGGCAGGCAUUACAUAUAAAUAAUGAAAUUCAAACUCAAGCAGGGGUUUCUACUGAUAAUUCAUACCAUUAUGAAAGAAAUCAUAUGACAGAUACUUCCAGACAGAACAUGGUAGCUGAAUCAUGUGAAUCUUGCAACAAGAUCCAAGGAGGAGGCUCAGGCCAUGGGCACCUGAAUGCCAUUGAACAAGGAUAUCGACAUCCACCUUCUUAUGCUGAACUAAUUCAACAAAAACCUAAGCCACCACUAGAUAAAUAUAGACAUCCUCCUCCAUACAGAGAGACUAGAGAUGCUCACCUUUCUUUCAAUGAUUUAUAUUCUGGAGGAAUUUCCUCGGAUCAACGCAAUGACUUAAUUUAUAGACUUAUGACAAAUAAAAACAGUGGUAUGAACAAUUCAGUGUAUGAUGGUUAUUCUCAGUCGCAGCCAUGUUUGCCAAGCACUUCAUUUGCCAGGGAUAACAAAGGCGUUAAAGUGGAUAAGGAAACAAUGACUGAUUCAUACCUGUAUCCUGAAGGCAAAAGUCCAGAUAGUAUAAAUGGUUAUAGUUUGUACACAAGCCAUGCAACAGUAAUGACAGACCCUUAUGCCUAUAACCAAGGAUAUCUUUUAGAAGAUGAUGGUGUUAUUUCCUUCCCUGAGCAAAGUCAUAGUGUAGUAUCAAAUGAUUUAUAUGGUGCAAGUGGCAGAUCUAUAACUACUAGUUGUCCAUCAUUUUACAAUCGAAAUGAUAUUGCUGAGCAUGGGAGCAAUAAUAGCUGUAUAAGUUUUCCUGUAUUUCAGCAAGGGGGAGUUAUUCCAGGAAAUGAAUUGGACAAUAUCCUUCCACCAGGAUGGGAAGUAGCUGUCUCCCCAGAUGGCAGGAAAUACUAUAUUGACCAUCACACUAAAACAACUGUAUGGAGACACCCAAUUCACAAUGAAGAUCUUCCUGAAGGGUGGGAGAGAGUUGAAUUACAGCAAUAUGGAAUGUGUUAUUUCAAUCACCAAAAGAAUAUAGCACAACAUGAACACCCAGGACAARCUGAAUACAUCAAGCGCUACAAACAAGAACAACACUUGAGCCUUCAACCAGAAAGUAAACAAGUUUACAUCCAGGAUGAAUUAUCACAUAAUGCAUUUARCACUGGAGAAAUCCCAACAUGGUUGAUGAUCUAUGCCCAUGCUUCCCCAGAGCACGAUGGUUUUCUCAAGUGGGAGCUAUUCCGAUACAGCGAGUUGGACUGUUGGCAGACCAUAAUGAAGAGACUUUUCAAGAAAGAAGUUGAACAGAUAGUCAUGAGAUACGAAGAAUAUCGACAAGCGUUACAAAGAGAGAUUGAAAGAAGGCAAAAGCAGCAAAAAAGACUUAGCUCUCAAGCUUUGGCCGACUUGGAAAAGGAAAGCGAUGUCUGAAAACCUACAAACUUGAUAAUUAAAUCAACACAGAGUUUUGUAGUACAACGCUGAACAUGGAUGAAGUAUUUAGUCUUUCUUUUUCGGUAAAUUGUUUUCGUCUUCUUAUUGUCUCUAUUGAACUAAAAAAACCCAGUCAUUUAAUAUGCUUAAGCUGAAUUCCUAUAAUAGACCUCGAGGUUAUUUGAAGUAGGGAAAACUAUUUAAAGAAAAAAUGUAGAAAAUAUGGGAACCUCCUCAAGUGCGUUUCAURUAAGGGARUAAUUAUUUUAUUAUGAACUYGUCGACAAAAGUAUAGGGCACAGAAGAACGUAACAUAGAACAGAGCUUAUGUCUAAGAUAAAAAUAAUAAAAAUACCUGAAAAGUAAACGUAAUUUUCUACUUAAUGUGCUGUCAGUGACUUUACAAUUGUUGUUUUUAC
Molecule: messenger RNA, 2164 nt
Organism: Exaiptasia diaphana
Lineage: Eukaryota; Metazoa; Cnidaria; Anthozoa; Actiniaria; Aiptasiidae
Product: NEDD4-like E3 ubiquitin-protein ligase WWP1
Exons: 8
Coding region: 93-1742 (549 amino acids)
Biological process (GO): apoptotic process; regulation of cell population proliferation; hippo signaling
Molecular function (GO): protein binding; molecular adaptor activity
Source: RefSeq, a predicted model, not a curated record